CCCGGCUUUGGGGACUCUGACCCGGGCAGCGAUGUGUAAUUGAAGGCAGGAGCAGGAGCAGGAGCUCUCGGCCCAGGUCUCCGAUGCCGCCCCCGGCCAUGCCCUGGAGUCUGGGCUAUUGCAGCCCCGGGGGCGGUCAGCAGGAAUCGCGGUGGCGGAAACGCUGCAGGAAAUCAUCGUUUGCUUUUUACCAGGCGGUGCGGGACCUGCUGCCUGUCUGGAUGCUGGAGGAGAUGAGGACCAUGGAGGUGUUCCACUGGGAGGACAGUGGCCGCAUGAGCAGCUACUCGCCGUCCGAGGCUCUGCUCUAUGCCCUGGUGCACGACCACCAGGCGUACGGCAAGUACCUGCUGAGCGAGCACCCCCGAGCUGCCCUGGCUAUGCCCAGCACCAGCUUCUGUUGCUGCUCGGUCCUCGGCCAGCACCUGGCCAUGGCUGUGCGCUACAACCGGGUCGCCACCCUGUCGCGGAUCCUGGACAGCCUGCGCCGCUUGCCGGAGGGAGAGCGCCGCCAGUACAUCGACCGCCGGGGCUGCGAGCAUGUGGAGAGCGGCAAGACCCCACUGCACUUGGCGUGCGAGCUGGGCAGGCCCGAGUGUUUGGUCCUGCUGCUCGGCCACGGCUCGUCUCCUUACAUCAGGGACUGCCGCGGGGACAUGGCUCUGGACACCUUACUGCAGCAGCUGGGUUCCAGUCCCCUGGACAAUCCCAGGAUGGCCAGGUGCCUGCAUCACCUCCUGCUAUUCAUGCCCGAGCUCCAGUUUCAGAUGAAGACGACGCUGAAGGACAAUGCCAGUCUCUGGCGGACCGUUCUGGGGACACCGCUCUUCCAAUGGCUCUCGGGCUACAGCCCCGCUCCCCUCUUCAUAAAGGCCAUGCAAACUUUAAUCAGGACGAUAGACCCCGAGAAAUUCCCAGAGGGUCUGGACGAACUACCCAUAUCCCAUCUCCUCCGAACUCUGGACUUUAAACUGACUGCAGGCGGCACUGUCCGUUCAAACUUCAAGUGAUGCCGCAUUUAACCUUUACAGCGAUUUUAUGUAUAGACUUUAUAUGUAUUUAUAUAUAUUUUAAAAAUGCUGUUUGGGAUGCUUAUAAAUGAACGGCCCAAUGAAGUGCCAAGCCGAUAUGUAGUGAACUUCAGAGUUGAGAAAUCUCCAGAAUUUUCAAAGUGCAUUGGAACUGUAGAGUCCUACAGUUUCCAAUAUAUUAUUGAUUCAACUUUUUUUUUU
Messenger RNA from Hemiscyllium ocellatum (epaulette shark), 1232 nucleotides. RefSeq names its product ankyrin repeat domain 9 (gene ankrd9). Bases 84 to 1010 code for a protein of 308 amino acids. Gene Ontology annotation, molecular function: protein binding. The transcript has a single exon. NCBI's taxonomy places the organism in Eukaryota, Metazoa, Chordata, Chondrichthyes, Orectolobiformes, Hemiscylliidae. The record is from RefSeq and is a predicted model, not a curated record.